This is a messenger RNA of Rhineura floridana, 3213 nucleotides long. RefSeq names its product family with sequence similarity 174 member C (gene FAM174C). The coding region runs from base 416 to 838 and encodes 140 amino acids. Gene Ontology annotation, cellular component: extracellular region. The transcript is spliced from 3 exons. The record is from RefSeq and is a predicted model, not a curated record. NCBI's taxonomy places the organism in Eukaryota, Metazoa, Chordata, Lepidosauria, Squamata, Rhineuridae.
UUAGAGGACAUUUCCCAGAAGACAACGCGCUUUCUCGUCUUAUUCCUUGGCAAGGCUUGGCGGCUCGGCCCCAGACUGCAUUUUGCAGAAGGCUCCACGCUGGCAACGCAGCUCAACGGCGGCCUUCUCCCUUCUUAUCUUGCCACCGGCCCUCCGUCACGCCUUCUCCCAUGAUGCACGUAUAUAUACACACACACACACUCUGCUGCCAAUAAUAAUUUUAUUCAGAUCCAUUUGUAGGGCCGGGCCGUAAAGAAAAAAAGGGGAGCACUGCUCUAUCUUCCCAAUCUAUAUCGUGCCGCUCUUCCUCCCGCUUCCCGGAGCAAACCGGAAGUCGGUCCGUCCCUGCACCAGUUCCCCGCCUCCACUUCCGGAGCGGCCCACAUUCCCUCAAGAGUCAGCGUUUAAGGACCGAAUGGCAACGGCGACGCGCUUCGCUUUAGCGGCGACGCUCUUGGCUCUCGCAGCGGCGUCGAACAAGACGUCCCGGGCCCAGAAUGACUCGGCGCUCCUGCCGGGCAGUGAGAACCACCCCAGCCGCGAAGGGGCUGGGCCUUCGACCAUUAACCCGGCGCGCACUACGACGACAACAUCCGGGCAUUCCUCGUCGUCUGGGCUGCUGGGGAUCAGGAUGCCGGCCGUCCACCGGGCGCUCUACGUCAUCGCUGGCGUGGCUGGCAUUGGCCUUCUCUAUUACGUCGGGGGCCGCGCCCUGCGGACGAGGAAGCCUCUGCGGAAAAAGUAUGGCCUUCUUUCCAGCUCUGAAGAUCACAUGGAGAUGGCUUCUCUGGAGAGCGAUGAAGAUACCCUAUUUGAGACGAGGAAUCUGAGACGGUGAUGACGGGCCCAAUGGCGUGGUGUGCCAGACUUGACCAGAGAAGGUGGAGAGCCGCCCUCAAAGCGACCUUUCUUGAGGCCCUCUUAUUUUUUUAAAAAAAAUGUUAAAAAAUUUUUAAACCUUGAAGCUGCUGGAAAUGCUGCUUAGCCAUACGAAACCUUUCCCCUGGGACUAUCGAAGAGGAGAGCUGGCGUCCCCUCUAGGCCUCACGGACGACCGGAUGAAUGUAGCCGCCUAGUGACUGAAUUGCAAAACUACUGUAAGCAUUAGGGUUAGGGUUCCUUAUACAUUCCAAAUAACAGCUUGAACAAAAGGCUCCGAUACGAAGUUCCAGCUUGGGUAGGGGCCCUGUUGCUGUUGUAUCAACCAGCACCAUCUGCCGUAGCAUUGGAUGGGAUUUUUUUUUAAAAAAAACAAAGGACGAUCAAUGAAGUUUGCGGUGGGUGCUGACCUCGGCUCCAAAUAUGGCAAGCUGGAAGGAGAUGACCAUUGUGUAACACUUCCCCCAUUCCCAGCUCAGUUGCCUGCCGCGGAGUGGGGAAACCGUCGGUGGUCUACACAACUGCGUCUUAGCCUCUCCCUAAUCUUGAUGUUGCCUCGCACUUUCAGACCUUUUGCGGCUGCGCUCUAGAAACUGCUUUUGAAACCGGCCUCAUCCUGAUAAGAACCGGCGGGUGGGAGCAGCUGCCUGCCCAGGUGCCUAGGACACGAUGCUGGUGCCUAGAAACCUUUCAAAGGUGCAGUUGUGUCCCGUCCCCCUGCUUUUGCUCUUAGAUGUUUACAGCGGGAACUGUCGUCCUUCUGGGUGUUGGUGCCCUGCUGUUCCCAUCAGCCCUGGGUGACUAGAAAUGAUAGCAGUUGUAGUCCAGCAGCAACUCAGUGCCCACAGGUCCCAUCCCUCUGAUUUACAUCUGCUAGAGGCUGUUGUGUUGCAGCUGUCUUUGACGCUGGGCAAUCCUCUCUUCCCCAAAGGAGGUGAUACGGGUGUGUUUGCAAGCAAAAGAAAAAUGAGGCAGCAAAGAGCAUUUCAACACAAUUGCCGCUUCAUGAGGAUUUGCCUAAUGGUAUGAAUUGGCGGUACAGGUCAGAAUGGUAUAGGGGAGCCUCAGUUAAAGGACUUGGCCCUUUCACCUCAUUCCUGUGGAUAACCAGCAAGGGUCAGUCACUCCCCUUAGAAUUUGAUGUAGGUCAGUUUGAACGUCAGUCCUUUCCUCUCUAGUAUGCUGCGGACAGCCUGUUUUUAAAUAUAUUCCAGUGAGAAAGGCAUUAUGACGUGUCUGAGGUGUACUUGGAGUAGACCCAUUGAAAUUAGCGGGCCUAGUUGGGUGUGCCCAUUAACUUCAGUGGGUCUGUUCUGAGUACAGCUAACAUUCAAUACAAUCCAGUUUUCUAGAUGGGACAAUCCUUGGAGAAAUAAAGAAGUGGAUCACACAGAAAUAUAUAUCAGCAAAAAUGCCCUUGCUAUGGAGGCUCCAGUGGGGGUCAGAAGUGUUGCGUUUUGUGUUGAAAUCCUUCCCCUUUCUCUGGGAAGCCAACAGGCGAGCACUAUUCAAGGAACAGAAUUGUCAAAACAGUUCUGAUCUUGCUCUUUUGAUUUUGGGACCAGCUCCUGUGCACAUAAGGGAGGGGGGACUUUCAAAGCAAUUCUGAGAAGAUAGUCUGGUGAAAUUUAAACACCAUACAAUUUCACAUUUUGUUAGAAAAAGUCAAGAGAACAAAUAUUUUCUUAAACUGUGAUUGAUGCAACGCAGGGUGUUCCGCUUUUGGUGGUCCUGGAGAAUAAAUCCAGUAGACCCUCUAGCUAAUGAGUAAUAAACGUUGCACCCUCGCUUGUCUUUUCUGCCUAAAACCUUGGAAUCAAGACUUGAGGACAACAGAUGAGAACCUCGGGUUAUUUUGGUUCGUUUGUGUCCCGUUAACUCGGCGGUAAGGAGCCUGUCCCCUCCAGAUGUUGCCGGCCUCCCACCUCCCUGCAUUGGCCCUGACCAUUUGCCCUGCUGGCUGAGGGGAACUGGAGUCCGGCAACAUCCGGGGAAGGUCACAGGUUACCCUUUCCCUGGUUUACGAAGUGCUCCUUACUGCUUUGACGGCCAGAGUCUGAACCUGCCUUUUUGUGUAAGCUGGCCUUUGCCAAUCUGGCGGCCCUCUAAAUGUUCAGGACUAGGGCUGGUGUGGGUUGGAAAUCCAAGGAAGGGCCCACCAAACUGGCAAAGGCUGAUGUCGACGCUGAAGGCAGGUUUGCCUCAGUCUGCAGUCCUAAAUAUCCUCUUCUGUCAUUUUCCUGCAUCAUUUUGUAAACCUCUGUGGUGUUUCUACCUCUCCCGCCCCCUGUUCGAGCCAUAUUUUUUCUUAAAUUAAAAACCUUGCAACAUCUC